Molecule: messenger RNA, 4206 nt
Organism: Neoarius graeffei (lesser salmon catfish)
Lineage: Eukaryota; Metazoa; Chordata; Actinopteri; Siluriformes; Ariidae
Gene: tent4b
Product: terminal nucleotidyltransferase 4B
Exons: 12
Coding region: 380-2419 (679 amino acids)
Biological process (GO): RNA 3'-end processing
Cellular component (GO): TRAMP complex; nucleolus
Molecular function (GO): mRNA binding; poly(A) RNA polymerase activity
Source: RefSeq, a predicted model, not a curated record
UGUCCGCCAUUGAAGGGUCGCUAGUGAGCAGUGGAGGAGAGGGAAGAGAGGGUCAGAGUCACUUCAACAACACGGGCGAACGCUUCUCUUUCCUCCGCUCUGCUCUCGGGCUCGGUUCGUGGACGCUGAAUAAAACUCGUUAGUACUCACGACUCGGGCUACAUUAAUGGAAACUUCCAGUCACGUCGGGAUAUUUGUGUAGCGAAUUUAAAAACGGCUGCUGAGCAAAGUUACCUAGCUAGCAAAGCUAAUUUAGCUAGCUGGCUAGCUCUAGUUUUCGGUGUUCUAGAAGCUCGUGCGUUAGCUUUAGCAUUAAGGUCGGUAAGCGAACACGCCUUGGCGUAUUACUGCUGUUUCUUUUUAAUUCUGGGGCCGUUUGAUGGAUCCUAGAAUCGCCUGGUUUCAGCCAGAACAGCGCGGACCCGCUAACAGCCUGUGGAUGCAGAUUUGGGAGACGACGCAGGGCCUCGGUAAUUUGUACUUUCACGGGAACGGAGGCAGCAAUAGCAACAACAGCGGAGGAGCGGCAGGAGGAGGAGGAGGAGGCGGCGGCGGAUACAGCUCGAGCCCUAAGCCGAGCGGAGACGGUGUGAUAGUGGCGGACAGUAGCGUGGGUCCUGACUGCGGCGAACCGAAACACCGGGGGAUGUCCGGAGAAAUCGCAGAGCAGCGAGACUUCAUACCGUUGGAAAGCAAUAAUGUCAUUAUCAAUAAUAACCACCACAACCAGCGGAGCGCGGCGGUGGCAGGGGCGGGCCGGGGCGGCGGUGGAGCGUGGAGCGGCGCGCAGGACGCCGCGGCGCAGCGCAACAAGCGCAAACGGGAGAACAAGGCGAGCACGUUCGGGUACAACCGCAGCCUGUUACUGAACGGAUCCUCCGGCCCGGACCCGUACGCGGGCACGCCGUGGAAACGGAGAAACUACUCCGGGGGAAUCGUCGGGCUCCAUGAGGAGAUCAAAGACUUCUACGAGUACAUGUCUCCUCGGCCAGAGGAAGAGCGGAUGAGGUUGGAAGUCGUCGACAGGAUCCAGAGAGUCAUCAAGGACUUAUGGCCCAGUGCAGAUGUCCAAGUGUUUGGCAGUUUCAGUACCGGCCUGUAUUUGCCUACGAGUGAUAUAGAUCUGGUAGUGUUUGGAAACUGGGAGACACUUCCUCUAUGGACGCUGGAGGAGGCGCUGCGCAAGAGGAACGUCGCAGACGAGAAUUCGGUCAAAGUGCUCGAUAAAGCAACGGUUCCGAUUAUCAAGCUGACAGACGCUCACACUGAGGUCAAAGUGGACAUCAGUUUUAACGUGCACAGCGGCGUGAAGGCCGCCAAUCUCAUCAAAGACUUCAAAAAGAAAUUCCCCGUGCUGCCGUACCUGGUGCUGGUGCUAAAACAGUUCCUGCUGCAGAGAGAACUGAAUGAGGUGUUUACUGGAGGCAUUGGGUCCUACAGCCUGUUUCUUAUGGCUGUCAGCUUCCUACAGCUACACUACAGAGAGGAUGUGUGCAGUCCCAACUCCAACAUGGGCGUCCUGCUCAUCGAGUUCUUCGAACUGUACGGCCGCCAUUUUAACUACCUGAAAACGGGCAUCAGGAUUAAAGACGGCGGCUCGUACGUGGCUAAAGACGAGGUUCUGAAAGGCAUGCUCGACGGAUACAGACCGUCCAUGCUGUACAUCGAGGAUCCGCUACAGCCGGGCAACGAUGUUGGAAGGAGCUCAUAUGGGGCCAUGCAGGUGAAGCAAGCGUUCGAUUAUGCGUAUGUGGUUCUGAGCCACGCCGUUUCUCCCAUCGCCAAACACUAUCCCAACAACAAAUCUGAAAGUAUUCUGGGUCGAAUAAUCCGAGUCACGCAAGAGGUAGCAGAGUACCGUGAUUGGAUCAGCACGCACUGGGGCGGGCAGUCGCAAAGCGAGGCAGCUUACAACUGCAACGGAAACGACGUCACCCUCCUGGUGGAACCUCAGGAGCUCGACGAAUGUAACAACAACUUACCUGACGAGAUCGUCGUCCUUCCUCCAGCACCACGGAGUAAAGCGUCUUCCAACUCCUCCUCCCCACCUCCUUCCUCACCCUCAUCAUCGUCUUCAUCCUCCUCGCCCUCUCCUUCCUCCACGACGUCCAGUGAUGCAGAUUCGGACGGAACGCCGUGCAAGACAGUGAAACAGCUGCCUGGCCGGGGCUCUGGUGCUCACCGAGAAAAUCCUGAGAGGAUUCUGGUCAAUCACAGAGCUCAGAGUCAUCCCAUGACCACACCCACUACAGGCCACAAAGGCAGCAAGAGCCGGCAGUUUCGGCCGAGCAAAAGCUCCCCAGCCCAACAGAGCGUCUCUAACAGCAAGAGCCACCAAAGCAGCAAGCCCCAUCACCACGCCACCGGCAAGAGACGGAAAAACCAGCGGGAUGCAGUGCACGAGGACCUGUGCAGAUAGGAGGCGCUUUUUUUUUUUUUUUUCCUUCUUCCCAGACACUCACCUACUCUUACUUCCCUGACCAUAAGGGCACGCUGCCAGUGUUAUUGGGCCCCCUCUAACCAGAUCUGAUAUUUUUAAAGCAGCGGUUUAAAAAAAAAAAAAUCCAGUGUGGAGAUCUGGGGACAAGUAAAUCGGGAGGGAGCUUUUUUUCUUUUUUUUUUUUUCUCUCUCCCCCCCCCUCCAUUCUUCCCUACUGGCUUCUUUACUGCUUGUGCUUGGUGUGGUGGAGUUUUUGGUGUCCUCUCCACCUCUCCACCACAGAGACCCUUCUCUUAUUGGUGUGGAGGACCAAAGACUUGGAAAAAAAAAGAAAAAAAAAAAAAAGACAGAGACUCUCAAAGGAGCAAUAUCCUAAAGCGCUGGACUUUAAGAGGAAAGUGAAAAUUAAAAAAAAAAAAAAGAGCCAAAAAAAAAAUUAAAUGAGUGAUUUUUAAAAGUGCAAAAAAAAAAAAAAAAAAAACCCACACACAAUCAUUGAAAUUCAGGACCGGAAUUAUGCAUGAAGGUUUUUUUUUUUUUUUCCUUUUUUUUUUUUCUUUUUUUUGGGAAGAGUGAAAUCUUUUGUCAUGCGCUGAUUAGAUGGAUUUGUAUAAAACAAAAACAAAAAAAAAAUCCAAAAAAAUGAUAAAAUGCCUCUAAAUCAUAAGGAAAAUUUCAUAAGUUUUUACAGGAUCGUUACCUUUUUUGACAGAUGUGUAAACACGACUUCACAGAGCCAAACUGGGAUUUAAGUUCAUCGAAUCAUCAGCAUUGUGUGUGUGAGGAUAUGGUGUUGAUAUCUGGAUUGUGAUUGUGUUCUUGGAGGUGCGUGAGAUGGAUCAAGUGCACGUAUUUGUCGUCUGUUGGGUGUGACCGUGCGCGCACACAUACAAACACACACACAUACAAACACACACUCACUCGCACACACUUUUUCAUUCAUCGGAAACUGACAAAGGGUUGCUGGUGUACAGAAGUGAUUUGUGUUUCAGCUCUGUGCUAAAUGAAAGGAUAUUUUACAAAUCACUACCCAGUCCCCCCCCCCCCCCCCUCCCCUUUCUGUAGAGUAUCAAACCCCAAAUUAUUUGAAUUGUAUGCAUAUUUAUUAUUUUUUUUUUUUUUGGAAACUUGAAGUAUAGAUAUAUAUUAUAUAUAGACAUGUUAUAGAUGUGUAUCUACGGGCAGAUGAGGAUGAUGUGAACGUCACUCAUCUGAUAUUGUGGCUAAGUCACUGUUUAGUUUAUUAUAAAUUUUUUUUUUUUUCCCUUUCAAACAAUUGAACUCUUCAGUGACCAAUUUGUUGUCUAAACCUUGACAGAGACCAUUUUAAACAAAUUGUUUUAACCUGUAGUUGGUCUCCUUACCUUACAAAAUGGAGGUUAGUAAAUUUCCCCCCCCUUCAGGUUUUUUUUUUUUUUUUUAACUUUUUUCCUGUGUAUGUAUGUUUUUCCCCUCGUCAUAAACUGUCACUGCAGUACAUCAACUGACCACUAGAUGGUGGUGGGACCCCUUUUUUCCCUUCCCCAGAAGUUCCAAAUGAUCUUGUUAGAUUUUCCCAUAAAUAUCAGUUUUUAAGUCUGAAUGUGGAUCAGAAGGAACGGUUGUAUGAAAAUGGAUGAUAUUAGGAAGUGAAAGGAGAGAGGACGAGCGCUCGAAGGGUCUCCAGUGCCAUUGAGAAUGUCUGUCUGGUGGUUAGACAAAUUGUAUUCAUGAGUACUCAUGCAAUAAACUGCAGCACAAUUAAACAAACAUACAUGCUAUUUUCA